AUGGGUCAUUCAACUGGGUGUCAAAAUUCAAUUCAUUAUUUAACUAAACAUUUAUUAUCGGAUAAUUCUAAACUCACAGAAAAUUCUAACAUUGAUGGAAUUAUAUUACAAGCAUCAGUAUCAGAUCAAGAAGCAAUUUCAUCAACUUUAGAUCCAACAAAAUAUGAAUCAUUAAUACAAGAAGUUCAAAAUGAAUAUAUAGCAAAGGGUAAAUCAAAUGAUAUAUUACCUGAAAAAUUUAGAAAGACAAAUUGGGGAGUACCAAUAACUGCAUAUAGAUUCAAUUCAUUAUUUUCUAAAAGAGGAGAUGAUGAUUUUUUUUCAUCUUAUUUAACUGAUGAAGAACUCGGGGAAAGUUUUGGUAAAAUUUCUAAACCUUUAUUGUUAGUAUAUUCUGGAUCUGAUCAAUUUGUACCUGCAUCAAUUGACAAGAAAGAAUUAGUUCUGAGGUUUCAGAAAGCUACACCCAUUGAGCUUUGGAGUAAGUAUAGUAAAAUUAUUGAUGGUGGUAGUCAUAACUUAGGCGAUGAUUCUGAAAAUGAUCAAGUUAUUGAUGAGUUGAUUAAUGCAGUUACGAGCUUUAUUGAAAAUGGUGUUUAG
Molecule: messenger RNA, 600 nt
Organism: Lodderomyces jiufengensis
Lineage: Eukaryota; Fungi; Ascomycota; Pichiomycetes; Serinales; Debaryomycetaceae
Exons: 1
Coding region: 1-600 (199 amino acids)
Source: RefSeq, a predicted model, not a curated record